Messenger RNA from Austrofundulus limnaeus, 353 nucleotides. It is a transcript of the gene noa1, whose product is annotated as nitric oxide associated 1. The record is from RefSeq and is a predicted model, not a curated record. Lineage: Eukaryota; Metazoa; Chordata; Actinopteri; Cyprinodontiformes; Rivulidae.
CUCCUCCCCCAGACCUCAGCCAGACCCCCGUCGAGAUGACCGUCAAUGAGUUGAAGUUCGCCCACUGGCUCUACGACACGCCGGGGAUCAUGAAGGAGCGCGACAUCCUCCACCUGCUGCAGGACCACGAGGUCCGGCUGGUGGUUCCAAACAAGGCCAUUGUCCCGCGGAUGUUCGUGUUGAAGCCCGGCAUGUGUCUGUUUGUGGGCGCUCUGGCCAGGAUCGACUUCCUGCAGGCAGAAAAGUCCUGCACGUUUUCAGUCAUGGUCUCCAGCCGUGUCCCGAUCCACAUCACCAGUUUGGAACGAGCAGACAACAUCUAUCAGAAACACGCAGGCCACGCCCUGCUGGGG